UUGUAUCGUUGGACACCUGAUAUUAUUCCUGCUGGCACCAGUUGAAAACCUAGACCCCAACCAUUGUGAGCGCGGGCUGAAAAAGCCCACGUCCUUUCUGGAGAUGAAAAGCGAGAACCAGAGUAGACAGACCAAGAAUAAUGUACAGAAUAAGUUCAAGAGUCCAAUAGUCACCAGAAGACUGAAAAGGUGUUUGGCUUUUCCCACCUCUUGACUUGGAGGAGGAUGCAGCUCCGGUCCCUGUGUCUGACGCCACCAGAGAACCACCAGAGACCAGGAUGUCAAAGAAGAAGACUUUCCCCAGACCACCUGUCACACAGGAUGCAGAGAAGUUUCAUGAUGGCCCAACUAACACCAGUAGCACCAAUACCAUCCCAAAGAGAAGGUGCCUUUUCCCAACCCUGAUGUCUGAGCCAGACCCAGUGCCUCUCUCUGAGCCAGACCCAGUGCCUCUCUCUGAGCCAGACCCAGUCCCUCUCUCUGAGCCAGACCCAGUACCUCUCUCUGAUCCAGCAGAGACCAGCGAGCCCCAGCAGAAGGCAGGAAUCUUCAACCCACCUGCCACAAAGCGACUGAAGAGGACCAGAAAGUUGGAGCCAGCCCCAGUCCCUCUCUCUGAGCCAGCCCCAGUCCCUCUCUCUGAGCCAGCCCCAGGCCUUCUCUCUGAGCCAGCCCCAGGCCUUCUCUCUGAGCCAGCCCCAGUCCCUCUCUCUGAGCCAGCCCCAGGCCUUCUCUCUGAGCCAGCCCCAGGCCUUCUCUCUGAGCCAGCCCCAGGCCUUCUCUCUGAGCCAGCCCCAGGCCUUCUCUCUGAGCCAGCCCCAGGCCUUCUCUCUGAGCCAGCCCCAGGCCUUCUCUCUGAGCCAGCCCCAGGCCUUCUCUCUGAGCCAGCCCCAGGCCUUCUCUCUGAGCCAGCCCCAGGCCUUCUCUCUGAGCCAGCCCCAGGCCUUCUCUCUGAGCCACCAGAGAGCAUGAAGUCAAAGGAAAUGGAGAUCCCAGGUCCACCUGCCACAAAGAGACUGAAGAGGACCAGGAAGUUGGAGCCAACUCCAGCCCCUCUCUCUGAACCUCCAGACACCAGAAAGUCAAAGAAGAAGAAAAUAAUCCCUGGCCCACCUGCCAGUCAGCAAGUGAAGAGAUCCAGAUGUCCUCCCAGCCCCUGGACCCCUAACCUAGUGGAGAUUAGACGUAGGACACCUACAGCCAGACCUCCUACCUGUGAGAUAGGUGUAACUACAUUUACCUUGAGAUCGAAGGUAGCGACAAGCCCUACCUUGAAGUCAGGUGUAGUCACAUCCCCAUCUAGUGGUGAAGCCUUUUCCACAUCCCCUGAGAGGAAGAAGAUGAGGAAGAAGAACAGGAAGAGGGCCAGGUGCAGUGGUGCGGCCGUUCCCACCCCCCCUGAGAGGAAGAUGAAGAAAAGGGCGAGGUGCUGCCCUGUCCCGUUGAACAACCCCUUGUCUGUCUGUCAGUCGCAGAGGGCCACCCAGGGCAGGAAGGCCUGUGUGUGGUGUAAACAGGAGAAAGAGUGGAUGAAGACCAUCUGGCAGUGUGAGGCCUGUCAGGUGGCCCUCUGUCUCAUACCGGGCAGAAACUGCUUCAGGACCUGGCACAAGACUCACAAGUGGAACGAGGAAGUAAUCUUCAGUCUGUUUUCUUAAAUGUUGUCAAAUAUGUGGGUCUGGAGCCUCAGCAUGAGAUAUUAAUGGUUUGUGGUCAAAAAGCCCACAUUCAGUUCCUAGUUCAUACGGUUUUAGUAUAAUUCAGGCAUACAUACAUUAAAUAAGAAAUAUUUCCUUUGUGGGUGUUUUUGCAAAAAAAGGAAGUUUGAAAAGUUUGCUACAUUUUCUUAAAAGCCCUUUUCCUCAUGUUGUUUAAGUUGACAUAUUAAAUACAUUGUUAAAAAACAAAUAUGCCUCUUUCAAAUGUGUGCACUUUGUACAUUACUUUACAGUUCUUGUUC
This is a messenger RNA of Oncorhynchus tshawytscha (Chinook salmon), 1960 nucleotides long. RefSeq names its product proteoglycan 4-like. The coding region runs from base 279 to 1658 and encodes 459 amino acids. The record is from RefSeq and is a predicted model, not a curated record. The transcript has 7 exons. Lineage: Eukaryota; Metazoa; Chordata; Actinopteri; Salmoniformes; Salmonidae.